GGUGGCGUGUCACGUGUGACCACGACCAAAAAAGGAAGACAUUAUAGCAGCCUGCCAGAAUUGCAAUCAAGGGAAGACAUUAUAGCAGCAAAUUGCAAUCAAGGGAAAUUGAUUGCAAUUCUACUAGCAGCAAAUUGCAAUCAAGGGAAGACAUUAUAGCAGCCUGCCAGAAUCCACCCAGCGGCGAGAGUAACAACGCCUGCUUCGAAAAAGGAAACGAGUGACGGCGCCGCCAUCCGCUUAGCUGACGUUGUUAUCCGGCCAUCAGUGGUUAAGUCCACCAUCCCAGCCGGAUCAUCCUCAUCGGCGGAGGCGGCGAGCGGCGUCCGUGAUGGUGACGGAGACGGAGAAGGAGAUGGAGCGCAGGGCGUACGCGCGCGUGGGCCUCCUGGGCAACCCCAGCGACGUGUACGGCGGCCGGGCCGUCUCCUUCGCCGUCGCCGGCCUCUGGGCCACCGUCCGCCUCCGCCCCUCCGUCGACCUCCUCGUCCAGCCCCACCCGCGCCACGACCUCGUCGCCUUCCCCUCCCUACACGCCCUGGUGGAUCGUCUCGACGGCGGCGGCUACUACGGCGGCGUCCGGCUGCUGCUGGCCAUCUGCAGGAUCUUCCACAACCACUGCAAGGACAACGGCAUCGCCCUGGAGGACAAGAACUUCACCCUGUCGUACGACACCAACAUUCCCCGCCAGGCCGGGCUCUCCGGCUCCAGCGCCAUCGUCUGCGCCGCGCUGAGCUGCCUCGUCGAUUUCUACGGCGUCAGGGAUAGGAUCAGGGUCGAGGUCAGGCCCAACCUCAUCCUCAACGCCGAGAAGGAGCUCGGCAUCGUCGCCGGGCUUCAGGACCGCGUCGCGCAGGUCUACGGCGGCCUUGUUUACAUGGAUUUUAGCCAGGAGCAUAUGGAUAAAUUGGGCCAUGGCAUAUACACACCACUAGACAUCAACCUGCUCCCCCCUCUGUUCCUCAUCUACGCCGAGAACCCGAGCGACUCUGGCAAGGUACACAGCAGCGUCAGGCAAAGGUGGCUCGACGGCGACGAGUUCAUAAUAUCAUCCAUGAAAGAAGUCGCGCAGCUAGCGUAUGAUGGCCACAAUGUGUUACUGCAGAAGAAUUAUACCGAGCUCGCAAAGCUUAUGAACAGGAACUUUGAUCUGCGGAGGAAAAUGUUUGGGGACGAUGCGCUCGGCGAGUUGAACAUAAAGAUGGUCGAGGUAGCGAGGAGCGUCGGCGCCGCAUCGAAGUUCACGGGCAGCGGGGGCGCGGUGGUGGCCCUCUGCCCAGACGGUGACGCGCAGGCGGAGCUCCUGAAGUCGGCGUGCCAGGAGGCCGGCUUCGUGGUGGAGCAGAUUGAAGUCGCCCCGUCAGCGCUGACAAAGGAGGAGUUGGCAAGCUUAUCAAAUUAUCUCAACCCAGGACAUGAUCAGUAUGUGUACCGGCAUCCAAACGGGCUGUGUGUGGUUGGUUUAGCUCCAGCCCAUGUUGCACUGAAAGAGGAAGGGGGAAUAACUUCUAUUGACUUCAAUGUUGGCAAGACAGAUCGCAGUGAGAUAAAAGUCACAGGGAAACGCAAAAGGGUAACUGGAAUCAUUGAUGUCUGUUUCCUAUUACAGAAUGCACAACAUUUGCAAGAAAAUUCAGCAUUGUGCAAAGUCUGCACAAAUGAUAAAACUUUUGUUGUGAGGUGUUGCGUGAAAGGUCAGCUUUUGGAGAUUAAUGAUAGAUUGAUCAAACAACCCAAUCUGAUUAAUACCGCUGCUGACAGAGAAGGAUACAUAGGAAUCUUUAUGCAGAAACCAGGUGACUGGCUCAAAGUAAAGGAUAAAUUUCUUAGCUUUGAGGACUACAAGAACUUGAGAGGAAUCUGCUGACACCAAAAGAGGGAAUUCAUGCCGGCCAAUUGUGUAUUGAUUUUCAAUUCAGAACUGGAGCUCAGGUCUCUCGGCCAUUGGCCUGAUUCUCGCACAGAUGCCAUUCAUUUUCUAUAGAAUUUGAGAGCCAACUCCAGAUAACUGCAUCUUUACCAGCAUGACAUUGAAGCCGAGCCUGUUGGCUUUUCUGACAAUUUACUUGACUCAUUAUUCUGAUAGUUCCAAACUUAACAGUGAACAAGCUUUUGAAUUGUAAUCAUUUGAAGUUCAUAGAGAGCUUAUGUGCUUGAAUCCUUGACGAUGGUCUCCGCGCAGACAAUGCUUAAGAAAUGAAUGUUAAUUUGAUACAAAUAAUGAAUGAGGUUCGCUUAA
Molecule: messenger RNA, 2239 nt
Organism: Hordeum vulgare subsp. vulgare (domesticated barley)
Lineage: Eukaryota; Viridiplantae; Streptophyta; Magnoliopsida; Poales; Poaceae
Product: probable glucuronokinase 2
Exons: 12
Coding region: 332-1867 (511 amino acids)
Molecular function (GO): ATP binding
Source: RefSeq, a predicted model, not a curated record